GCUUUGGAGAGGUGGAACCAAGGGUUGAAGCAGACUUUGUUGGGGCAGGAGGGGACCCGGCCGGUGGAAGCUCAAGACGCAUCCAGUUUGCCUCUGAGGAGCAGCCCAGAGCCAUGUCCCUGGCUGGGGUAAGCUGCCUGGUGACAGGAGCAGGAGGAUUUCUUGGCCAGAGGAUCGUGCGCUUGCUGCUGGAAGAAGAGGAGGCGCUGGCUGAGAUCCGGCUGCUGGACAAAGCCUUUAGUGAGGAAGUGCUUGGGGAAUUUGGAAAGUUCCAUGGUAAGACUGAGGUGAAAAUCCUGGAAGGGGACAUCCGGGAUGUGACAUUCCUGCACCGUGCCUGUCAGGGCAUCUCCCUUGUCAUCCACACGGCUUCCAUCAUUGACACCUUGGGCCUCGUAGAGAAGCAGCUGCUCUGGGAAGUCAAUGUGACAGGUACACAGCUACUGCUGGAGGCAUGUGUCCGCUGUAACAUCCAGCACUUCAUAUAUACUAGCACUAUAGAAGUGACAGGCCCCAACUGCAAAGGUGACCCAAUUUUCAAUGGUGAUGAAGAUACAGCUUAUGAGAGUGUGUCAAAAUUUCCUUAUGCUCAGAGUAAGAGACUGGCAGAAGAUUCUGUGCUGCAAGCAGAUGGCCAGGUGCUUAAAGGUGGUGGCACACUGAUGACCUGUGCCCUGAGAUCCAUGUACAUCUUUGGAGAAGGAUGCCCAUUUCUUCUAGGUCAUCUGGAUAAGUGUCUGUUGAACAGAAAUGUCUACCUGCGCUUCUCCAGGAAGGAGGCUCUGGUGAACCCCGUGUAUGUGGGAAACAUUGCCUGGGCCCAUGUGCAGGCAGCCAAAGCCCUGCAAGACCCGCAGAAAGCCAAGCACAUCAGGGGGCGGUUCUACUACAUCUCGGAUGACACUCCUCAUAUGAGCUAUGCAGAUCUGAAUUACGAGCUUACCAAGGACCUAGGGUUUGGGAUUGAGCCCCAGCUCCCCAUGCCUCUGACAAUGCUGUAUUACUUCUCUCUGCUGCUGGAGAUCGUGAGCUUCUUGCUUCGGCCCUUUGUCAGAUACAUCCCCUCCACCAACCGUCACCUGGUCACUCUACUGAACACCCCAUUCACCUUCUCUUACGGAAAAGCACGGAAUGAUUUUGGCUAUGUGCCCCGCUACACGUGGGAAGAGGCAAAGCAGAGCACUGGUCAGUGGAUUGCUUCAAUGGUCCCACAGAGAAGGCUGUACUUGAAAAGCAAGGCUGCCUAAGUCUUAGGAGGAGCUGAGACCUGGCUAAACACGUAGGGCCUUGAGCCAGAGGAGAGCUGGGUGAACAGCAGCAGCAGCAGAAGAUAACUCAAAGUGUUUAAAUGGAGACUUUGUGUAUCAGCCCCUUCAUCCCCCCUUCCCAACCCAUGGCAAAUAGAAGUGCAUCUUUCAUUUGUUUGUUGAGUACAGGCUGACCAGGGUGACUUUACUGCACAGGCUGUAUCCAUUCCAACAUCUUGUGCAGCACAAAGACAUUGCUUUGGUACAACCCCACACAAUCCACGGUGUGAACACAUCAGCCCUUUUCACUCCAUGCCACCUUCAAGGCUUUUGUAAAGCACUAUUUACCCUAGAACUAUGACUACACUUUACAAAUAUAUACUACUUAGCUAUACCCUGUGCACUCACCUCUUGCCAGCCUUACCAAACACAGAGUAGGUAGAAGACACCUGAUUGCAAAAGCUGUUGCAAAUCUUGCUCACUUUUUCAAGAGCGUUGUCUGAUUUCAUGUGCCAUUCACCUGACAGUCAAACUUGAGAGCAAAUCUGGGCCCCGUAAGCAUUGCGAGGCCUAAAGCACAAAGUAAAUGAGACAUAGGUUUAGUUAGUAUGGUGUAUGGAAAGAGAGAAGGGCAAGAUUUUGUCAGAUGAGAGCUUCCUCAUCCAUUCUCAUUUUCCUAGUUACCAAUUCCAAUAUUGCAACAGAUCUGGCUGCCCAGAAGAACAACGGCUUCAACAAGAUGAAGAGGAGAAAAGUACUGCAGGACAACACCUUGGUUUCUGAAGGGUUUCGACUGCAGAGUCAUGGCACUUGUGAGCUCUGAA
Molecule: messenger RNA, 2071 nt
Organism: Neopsephotus bourkii (Bourke's parrot)
Lineage: Eukaryota; Metazoa; Chordata; Aves; Psittaciformes; Psittacidae
Gene: HSD3B1
Product: hydroxy-delta-5-steroid dehydrogenase, 3 beta- and steroid delta-isomerase 1
Exons: 4
Coding region: 114-1247 (377 amino acids)
Biological process (GO): steroid biosynthetic process
Molecular function (GO): 3-beta-hydroxy-Delta5-steroid dehydrogenase (NAD+) activity
Source: RefSeq, a predicted model, not a curated record